Molecule: messenger RNA, 678 nt
Organism: Fusarium subglutinans
Lineage: Eukaryota; Fungi; Ascomycota; Sordariomycetes; Hypocreales; Nectriaceae
Exons: 2
Coding region: 1-678 (225 amino acids)
Source: RefSeq, a predicted model, not a curated record
AUGGGCUUCCUCGACUGGAACGACGGUGCCUCCGUCCUCUCAGGCAGAUCUCGCCGUCACAAAUCCUCUCGUUCUCACAAGAAGCGCCGUUCGCGAUCCCGCUCCCGCUCUAGCUCCCGUGAGCGUGGCCGUGGUGGCCUCGCCGAUAUGGCAGACUCCUUCUUUGGCGGAGAUCGCUAUGGCAAGCACAAUUCCUCGCGCUCUUCAUUCUUUGGACUUGGCGCCUCAUACCUCGGAAUCGAAAAGGUUGCUAACUCGCUGACUACCUACCUAGGUCGCUCGUCUUACUACAAGCGCUCCCCACGUCAAGGCUUUGUCCAGAAGACAUACAAGCAACUCAAGCGUCUCCUCCGCGACCUCGUCCAUUGGGCUAAGCGCCACCCAUGGAAGGUCUUCUUCGUCGUUAUCAUGCCCUUAGUCACGGGGGGAGCUCUGACUGCUCUUCUUGCCCGCUUCGGCCUCCGUAUCCCACCCGCCAUUGAGCGCAUGCUCGGUGUCGCCUCCAAGGCUGCUACCGGCGACUCGUCCGGCCUUGUAGGCGAAGCUGUCCGCAUGGCCAGCGGUUUCGGCGGCAACAGCGCCGUUCGCGUAGAGCGCGACACGCACUCCUACAGUGGUGGCGGCAGUGGUGGCGAUACUUGGGGUGGUUUUGCUGGUAUGGCCAAGAAGUGGAUGUGA